GUUUUACACAGAUAGAGAGAAGGAAAAAUAAAUCGCCUAGAGAUAAAUAAUAAUAAUAAUAAUGUUAAGAAUAAUUUUUAAAUGAAUUCUGAAUAGAUGUAAUCAAGGAGAAUAGAUUACGACGAUGCUGUGUGUUGUUAUUACAAAUAAUCCUUUGAUUGUAUUUUUCCACAUGGGACAAUACCUGUAUUAUUAUUAUUGUUGAAUGUUUCAAUGGAUAUACUGCAACAAACAGUAUUAUAAACAAAACACGCAGAAUAGAGAGAAAAAGAUUUCAUUUUCAAUUGGACUAUGUAUGAUUUAUUUGUAUAAAUUUUGAUAAUUUCAUGGAAUUAACUCGUAAUGUCGACAUUGUAUUAUCGUCCUGGAACAAGUGAGUUGAAAUUAGAGACAAUGGAUCAUGAAAAAGAUCAAAGUGUGCUGAAUAGCUUGAUGGAUGGUGUUCCAAAUUAUGCACAACCUGAUCCAAUGAAACAUAGAGACAAGUCGAUGGUUAAACAAGAUGGUGGAGAACAAAAAGGCGAGGCAGUGAAUAUUAAAAAGAUAUAUCCACCUGAGAAUGGUCAAUUACAGAAUAAUUCAGAUGGUGAAGUGAAUGGAACUUAUAACUUUUGGGAUUUAAGUGAUAGUGAAAUACGUUUAUUGGAUAGACGAUCACAAAUAGAUUCAUCAAGAAAAUAUUGGCCACCUUAUCUUAGCUCGGAUUAUCUGUAUCCAGGUGAAACAAAUUUUGAACCAACAAAUUGGGAUUGGUUACGUUUAAAUGCACUUGGUCCUGGUUGGGAAGAAGUAUUGAAAGAUGUACCAGUUACACGUAGAGAAGCAUUAAAUUUACUUGUCAUCAUGAAAAGGAAGUUACUUCGGGCUGCAGGUAAACUGACCUAUUACAAGGAACGUGUCACUGUUCUACAAGAUCAAUUGAUUCAUCAGAAGAAAAAUGAAGAAAAAUUGAUCCGACUUCAAGCUGAAUAUAAAACACAGUCUUUGGAUCUUGAGAAAGCUCAAGAACAAGCUUCAAGAGUUCCCUUACUGGAGAAAACAGUGAAACAACAAGAAGAUCUAAUUUGUCGAUUGGAAACAUUUUUAGAUCGUCAAAGAAAACAUGUAGUCAAUGCAAACUUGUCCAAUUAUGCUGUCCACCUGAAUCCAUUAGACAAUGAAGUCUUGGAGCCUAUAGGAAAUCAUAAACCGAUUGAAACUUCAAUUAUACAACCACAAAAUGAUGAAUUGUCUACAUCAGCAGUGUUAAGAAAUUUAUCCAGUGAAAAUGAUGCCUUACGUCGGACUGUAGCUGAAUUGAAUCGAACUGUACGUAACUUGGCUAGACAACAACAAGACAGUCAUGAUUAUCAACAAAGUAUUGAACAGAGGUAUCGUGAAGAGAUUGACGCGUUAAAAGAACAACAAAGUCGUUUAAUGGAGGAGGCAGUGCAUAAGAAUAGACGUUUGGAUCAUAUGGAAAACGAGAAUUUUCGGACAGCGAUUGCAGAUAAUGAACGUUUAGAGCUCUACAAAAUGUUGGAUAAUUCUGAGUUAAGAAUUAAAGCAUUAGAAGAAGAACUUCAACGUCAACGAAAUCCUAAAUCACAUUUACCUCGAGAACCUGCUUGGAAAUACUCAGGUCCAUCUAAAAUACCACUUGGAUCAAGUGAUAUAUACACGCGUAAUUCAAAUGCAUCACAAAAACCUCAGAUGAAAUAUAUCUCAGAGUGUGAUCCGUAUUAAACAGUAGUCAUAUAGUGUUUAAUUUAUGAAGAGGCAUUUUUAAUAAUUGAAGAAAGCGCAUCAAUCCCUUCCACAGUUGAAUAAAAGAAAUGGACCAAAUAAUUUAGUCAGUGUCAGCACGCAUAAGCAGUCUUCAAUAACCGAUUUGACUAUGCAUUUUCCUAGUCAUAAUAAAAGCUUAAAUCGUGUGUUGAAUAAACGUCAAAUUCACAUGAAUAAUCAUAUACACAGUAAUAAUAUUAAUGCUAAUAAUAAUAAUAAUAAUAAUAAUAAUGAUAACAAUGUGAAUCAUAUCAAUGAAAGUAAUGACAGCAAUGUAUUCGAUUAUUGUGCGAAUAGAGAUGAAGAAGACUUUUAAUACUCGGACUAUUAUUUUGUAUGUACUCGGUCGGUUGCUUUCUCUUACUAUGGAUCUUACUUCGUCUUGGUUCUUUAUUUACUCUUACAGAUAUUAAUGACAGUAACUCGCAGUUUGAUUUGUCAGUCAUUUGGCAGUUUGAAAAAUAUGCUGAGGCCAUUUUUAAUAAGAGAUUUAUUUUGUUGAAUAACAUUUUUCGUCAAGUUCUUAAACUCCCAACUCUUAAACCCUAACCUUAAAGAUUGUGUUGUAAAGUGCCUUUAAUAAUCUGUUAAAUUUCAUAUUGUUAUUCAGCA
This is a messenger RNA of Trichobilharzia regenti, 2379 nucleotides long. Lineage: Eukaryota; Metazoa; Platyhelminthes; Trematoda; Strigeidida; Schistosomatidae. The record is from the annotation of a GenBank genome assembly.